GUGACGUCAUCCGCGUGCGUGCCCGCGCUGACGGCGCGCGCGCACGCGCGGGAAGGCGAACGACGCUGAGGGGACAAACUCUCGGCAAAAAGUUCGCGUUUAAAAUAAAAACACAAACACCACGCAGCCGGGGUUAAUGGGUCAUUAGUUUGUUUAUGUUUUAUUGCCGCCGCCGUUGUUGUUUAUGAGCAAGCAAAAUCGUGUUCGCGGCUGCUGGUUGUUGAAAUCACGCGAUUGACGUCGGUCGCGUGGCCCGAGUUGAGAGUGGGAAUUCCGAAGUAGAUUUUUGGCACCGACGUCACUGUCGGAAGAGCGCGAAAUGGAAGUCACUGGGGAGCAGCUCAUUUUGGAAGAAAAUGUUGAUGACAAUUUCAUCCCUUCAGAAAUGGAGAUAAUGGAUUAUGCCAUGGAGAUUGGCAUUGACCCAGAGAAGGAGCCGGAGUUAAUGUGGCUGGCACGGGAAGGCAUUUUUACACCUCUCCCAAAAGAGUGGAAGCCCUGCCAGGACGUGAAUGGAGACAUCUAUUACUUCAACUUCUCCACGGGCAUGUCCAGCUGGGACCACCCAUGUGACGAAUAUUACCGGCAAAUGGUGGAUAAGGAGAGGGAGCGCCUGGCUAAGCAAGGGACAGUGAAAGCACAGGACCAGAAGGAUAAAAAGAAGAAGAAAAAGACCAAAGAGAAGAAGAAAGAUAAUAUUAAUAAAGACAAAAAAGGGGAACAGCCUGCACUGAAAACAUCUGGAGGCCUCAACCCAGUUCAGGCACCGCUGGGAAGCUUGGCACCAGUUCAGAAGCCUCUCCUAGGCCUGACUCCAAUUCAGAUGCCUGCCAGAGGUCUGGCGCCUCUUCAGCCUCUGUCUGGGACCCUAGCCCCCAUACGCGGCCCUGUGGAGUCUUUGGACAACCUUGGGGUAUCACCCAGAAGCUCAAUGGACAGCCUUGGCUUCUUGAAGGGACCCAAGAAGAAUGCCAAUCGCGGUCAGGUUGGUGGAGGCAAAAAAGAGGAGAAUGCUUUUGGCGGUGAGGCUGGUAUUGGUGAUGACGUUGAAAAUGAUGAGAACCCUCUGUGCGCAGCAGAAUUUCUGAAACAUCUGCACUUGGACAUUGAUGAAGACGAUUUUCAAUUUGAGGAAUCUGAAGCCAGUGAAAACAUCAGAGAGCUGCAGGUUACAGAAGACACUGAUGAAGAUGGUGCUACACUCGAUAAAGAUCCUGCUCUGUCUGCUCUUCCAAGCAAAAUGUCAAGUCGUUUUAACUUAAUGGGCCUUGAUAAUUUGCCACCACAGCUUGAAAAUAAAAAAACAGAGGUGUCUGCUCUUCCAAAUACAUUUUCAAGUCGUUUUAACGUAAUGGACAUUGAUGACUUGCCACCGCUGCUUGAUAAUCAAAAGUCAGAGCACGCAGACCCUCCCGUGUUUCCUGUGCAUGAUGAUGUGGACAGCAAAACAAACAAAGACAAAGGGAAGACAGAUGAGACGACUAAAAGUCAUGAAGCUUGGUCAGAGGAGGCAAAAGUUUCUCUUGCAGCCAGUGGAGAUGCAAAUGUGAUACAGAGCCUCAUAAAUGAGACUCCAGAAGACAGUGUCCAUAAUGAACAUUCUUUAAAUGUAUCCAACCCAGAGGCUGACGAACAACUUUCAUCGGGCAAGUUUGGAUUUGAGAAAGAGGCAAGCAAGGCAAGCAGUUCUAGCGUGCCGCUCAUGGUUGUCGAGAAGCCCGUGAAAGAUGGGCAUGACAGCGAGGGAAGAGUGUCGGAUUGCUUGAAAAAUAAACCUCAACAUGAACUAGAAGGCCGAGAGAAGCAGCUGCAGAAGGACAACGAUGAUGCGCUGGAGGAGCUGAAGAAGCAGCUGGAGAAGGAGUUGACUGAGCAGGAGGAGAAGCUGCAAGAAGAGAAGGAAGAGCGCCUCCGGAAGCUCAGGAACAAACUACAGCAAGAAGAAAGCGACACGGUAAAGCAGCUUGAGGAGGAGCUUAAGAAGACUAAGAGGACUGUGGAGGAGCAGCAUCGGGAUGAGCUGCAAAGAGAAGAGGCUCGCCUGAAGGACGAAUACGCGCGGACGCUUGUGCGCGUUCGAGAAUCCCUCCGGCAGGAGACUGAAGAGGAGGAGCGGAAAUUAAAGCUACAGAAAGAAAAGACCUUGCAGGAGCAGAAUGCGCUAUUUUUUUCGAUGGAAAGAGAUCGGCUUGAAGCAGACAAGGAAGGUGCUUUGAAAGCGCUGCGCGAGGAGCUUGAAGUUGAGAAGCAGCAGGUAUUGGAAAAGCUAAAAGAAACCCAUUUGCAAGAGUUGGACGAGUUGAAGUCUGCCGUCCAAGAGAAGCAUGGAAAGGAUAUUGAUCAUUUAAAGAAAGAGCUGGUGGAAACUCAGAUGUUGGAAAAAAACGACGUUACGGAGAGACUUAAAAAGGCACAACUUCGACAGCAGCAGGUGGAUGAUUAUGAAAAACAGCUCAGUGAACUUAUGAGAGAGCGAAGGACUGAUGUGGAAAGGGAGCAUGUGCAGAAGCUUGAUGAGAUGAAGGCUGACCACACGAAAAGUCUGCACAAAAUCCGGGAGGAUCACAUGCAGGAGGAAAGUAAUCUACGUAGAUCGCUGAUGGACAGCUGGAAGGAGGAGCGACAGAGGCUUCAGGAGCGACACGAAGAGGAGCUAUCAGAGAUGAGACGAGACCAGGAGAGGAGACUGGAGCAGCUGACCCUUGUCAACGCAGAGCGGGAGAGAGACUGGAAGGAAGAACAUGAGCGUUUACAGCAGAACAUUCUUGACCUUUCUGCAAAGAAGUUGCAGCUGCAGAAUGAGGUGGAGGUUGAAAGGAAAAAGACGCAGAUGAGGAAAGAAGAGCAAGAUGCAUUUGAGAAGGAGAUACAAGCCAAAAACGGGGAGCUGCAGGAGCGCAUGGCCCGAGUUGUGGAGGCCCUGCAGAAGGAGGAGAAGAGCCUUGAGGCGUCGAUGCACGCCGCUCGGCGAGAUCUGCAAGAGAUGGAGAGGCAGAAGGCUGAACUGGCGGCCGAGUUGGAUGCCUUGAAGGGCGAGGGCAUCCGGCUGAAAAAUAAACUUGGUGAACUGCAAGAAAGCGUCACCCGCCAAGAGGGCGUGGAGGCUGCGUUCAGGGAGUUAAGCGAAGAUACUCGUGGAGAGCUUCGUGCAGAGGAUCUCACAGGUCCUGAGGUGACGAGAUCGAGUGUGGAACCAGGCUCAAGCAAUGCAGAGGAUCAACAGAUUGAAAAUAAGCUCAAGGAUAUUAGCAGCAUUAGACAGUACAUUGCCCAGGAGGAAUGCUCCCUGCAGCGCGCACAACGCUUCAUAACCGAGCAGAUGAGCAGCCUGCGCCACCAGGACAAUGCCCUGAGGUCAGCACGGAGAUCACAGCGCACGCUCGGCAUUUCUGGUACAACAGCGGAGGGGAACAAAUCCCACAGGGUCCUGGAGCAGGAAGCAAAGCAUCUGGCUGCGUUUAGAAGCACAAUGCGUAAAGGAUUCUGCCUUCUGCGGGAGAAGGAGGAAAAAUUGGGGCUGCUGAAGGAGUCCGUGAUGGACGUGUUGUCAGAUGAAGAAAGCCAAGGAGUGCCACUGGAUGGCAAGAGAGUAACAUUUGAUGUCGACAUGUCAUCGGACGAUCUCAGCAGCGAAAUGGACUUGGACUUCAGCUCUCAGCAACGGAUCCCACAGUCUGCUGUGCAAGGUGUUGAAGUGCAGCACCUAAGCUCCUCCAUCCAGAGGCUGAGUCGAGAACUUACAAACGUUCUCACGUUGCUGGGACAGGCGCAGCCUUCGUUAACAUUUGGCACUCGGUUUGCAACAGGGGCUUUCCCGGCAGCUGUGACCGGGGGUGUUCCCAUCUCGGCCUACUUCAGGCCAUCCCAGAUGGGCCUUGGGUCUUCUGCUCCUCUGGCUCAUGCUUGGGGCCCUGUGCCGGCGAGUGUUACUCAGACUGUGGAUGAAAUGAUGGCUGAGAAGUGGCGCAAGUAUUUUCCAGGAGGAAUUCCCCCACUUGGAUCUACGUCCACUAUCAGGACGGAGAACAUGAUGGGAUACCUAUCUGCCAGUGAGCAGGUACGCCGAUUCCAACAAGCUGGAGCCUUAGGAGUCGGUGUGGACCCAUCCAGCCUGCAGGACUCGAUCGCCCAACACAGAAAGUGGCUGCACGACUUCAGAAAAGACAGCAAAUCCCCUCUGAUUCCUGCCAGUACUACCAUGUCCCUGUCCGGUCGGCCGCUCCAGCUGGGCUUGGAUGAACACAACAGCAUCCACGUCUAUCAACAGUGACGGAGGCCCCCUGACGGAGAUCGCCAAAUUGUGUGCUCCGCGAUCCUGGUUCUAUGCACUUAGCGGAUUUUAGAAUGUUUACUUGACUCAUCUGAAGCAACAGCUGCAAUAGCUUCGAAACUUAAGUCCGAGUGGGUGGUGUGAUUUGGUGCGUUUAAUAAAAAUGAGGUGGCCAGCACAAUUGAAAGGCGUUGUUUUAAAGAUGAAGCUUGUAUCGCGGAUUGACCAAGUGGAAGACGCUACUUAAUUUUACUGUGAUACUUGUUCAUCAUUUUGGAGGCACAAAAUAAUGUACGACAGAGGCCACUUGUGAACAGCUUCAGAAGAAAUGCAUACUUAAGCAGAACUCGGUCUGUCACCGCACAAUUUAUUUUUUAAAGAAGUGUUUUCUUAAGGAAAAAGCAUUCUUCACUGUGACUAUGUAACUCAUCUCGGUACUUGCUGAUAAGCCACUCAUUUUUGAAAUCACUCUUAAAAAGUGCCUUCAAAAUGCAAUGAGCUCGUGGGUAAUCAAUACUCACACGUCAUAUGUAUUUAAACGUGACCAAUUUAAUUGUACAAUGAAGAUGUUAACAUGGUUACAAUUUUAAUUCUUGAUACAAAUACGUAGGGUUUUAAAAUAAAUAAUUAUUACUACGUAACAAAUGUUACACUUCUUGCAUAUGAAACUUAAACUGGUUUGAUGGACCAUAUCGUGAACCACUGUCGUCCACGCUGCUUCAUUGGAAGAAUAGCAAAUCGACACGAACUCUCUCCUGAAGCCCUGUCGUGGCUAUCAGACCUCCACAUCGGCAUUUAGCUCCUGAACAUCUUGCCAUACGCAAGAACAGAAUGAGUUUGAUCGUAUUCAAUACAGACAUAUCAUAUUACACAGUGUGGUAUAGCCUUAACUUUAUAAAACAUUUUCUAAGCAAUAACAUAAAAAAGGUAAUUGAAUGUAAUUUGUAUUUGAUAGGAUACACUGCAACACCUGUAUAUUUUUUGCUUCAAUGUAUGUAAAGGUGUGUUAUUUAAAAUCAGUUUAGAACAUUGCUUUUUCACAGUUAAGAUAUAUAAAUGUCAUAAUUAAGGUUUUGUAAUACUGUACGUGGCAUGUUUAGACCCCUGUGCAUGCCUGCUUUGUUGAGAUUUAACUUUUCUCUUCCGUUGUGAAUGUCACAUUUACAAUUGAUACAUUCAAUGGGAAUUGGGAAUCACAUCUAACCCAACACGUGAGCAUUUGUUUGAAUGUAUUUUAAGUAAUCAAAUGGUGUUUGUUAUUGAGCAAAAUCUGAAAGCUUUCUUUCGUGUGAUAUUCAAAUAUUUAUUUAACUUUGUAUGGGUGCUGUUGCAUCAUUGCUGUACGCUCAUCUUGGGUUUUUGUUCCAUACGUGUGUUUUAAACAAUUAAAUACCGCACUUAAAAAACACCCUCUCUUACAAGUUUUACAUUUGGUCCAUUUGCAUCUGAUGUAGGUUUAGUGAUGACAUUUUGAGAGCAAAUGAAAGCCUAUCAAGAGCUUUGCCAGGAUUAUGUAUCCACAUGGGACACAAUGAUGGGGAGAGGCGGGUUUGUGUGGGGUGUUUUGCGGAAGAGACGAGUGUGGCUGAUUUAGUUGCCUUGGUUACUCAAAAUAUCUGAAGUUAUAAAAAAUAAACCCCACAAAGUUGGGCCUCUAGUCCUAUGUGAUAUGCCAACAGGGUGGCCAGCACACUGCAGUUAUUUGCACAUGAAUUGUUAGACGUGUGUCUCCGGUCAGCCGUCUAGGACCCCCCCCAGAUGGCUGGCGUGGUGGAUGUGUGGAGGGGAUAAUGUGUGGGAGAGGGUGGGGAGCGCGACCACCUCCCCUUUGGCCUAAAGCGACUUAUGUUAGAAGCGAAACGGCCACGAACGCAGCCGGGAGUCCACGCGUGGUACCCGAACCAGCCUCAUGUGGUUCCAAUUCCUCUCGUCCGCCGUGGACACUAUGCUGGCGACUUUAGUCGCCAUCCUGUACGUGGUAACCCGCAGGGUCAGCGAGCUGAGCUUUGGUUUCUUCAGCAAGGAGCAGCAGCCCGUCCCGUACCAGCUGCAGUACCCGCUGCCCUGGCAGGUGCUGUCCGUCUCGCAGAGUCGCCGAAGCUCCAGAGCAGAGAAAUUAUGGAACGUUUACGAUGGCUAUUGAGUUUUGGUGAGUCAUCUACAAGCCACGAUUAGCAGAGCCUCAACAUUCGAGAACAACAAUUCACGAUUUCGCAAAAAUAUAUAUCAUUCACCAUUUUAAAUAUGCUGUAUAUUCCUGGGUUGACAUUAAACAAGAUAGUACAUUACAGUACUUGCCAAUGGUGAUGUAUAAGAUGCAUUUUGAUAGAUACGCAGGAUGCAAUAUUGUUGGCAUUAUAUACACUCGAGUUAAAGUUUUUUUUUUUUCCAGUGGGAUGCAUCAACAAUCGACUCCUUACGCUGUGGAGGUAUUAGCAGCCGAAGAAGAUUGUUUACUCAUGCUAAGCGCGUCCCAUCACCAUUCUCUGAAUUGUGCAGACCUGUCAUACCGCAGAUGGGGGUUCAUCACGCUCACAACAUUGGCCAAUGGCAUUUUAAAGACACGUUACACGAGUUUAAAACGCCAGAUGGACACAUUGCAAUGAAUGAAACAAAAUAAUAACUGUGAAUCGGUUUCUUUCGGUGUUUGCGAUUACCGAUGAUUUUAACACAAUAAAGUUAUAAAGGGGGCCCUACAUUAAAAGUUUUAACUGGCUCUUGUACAUUACACGAGAUGAUAUUAAACAUUUGAACCUAUUGCUAGUACAACUGUGCGCGGUAUAAAAA
Messenger RNA from Petromyzon marinus (sea lamprey), 7057 nucleotides. It is a transcript of the gene CEP164, whose product is annotated as centrosomal protein 164. NCBI's taxonomy places the organism in Eukaryota, Metazoa, Chordata, Hyperoartia, Petromyzontiformes, Petromyzontidae. Gene Ontology annotation, molecular function: protein binding. The record is from RefSeq and is a predicted model, not a curated record. Gene Ontology annotation, cellular component: centrosome; centriole; ciliary transition fiber. Gene Ontology annotation, biological process: cilium assembly.